AGACAGACAGACAGACAGACAGACACACGUUUACAGACAUCGGCCAUUGGGACGUCUCAGGCUGAGUCCCCAUCACACCUUUUUUGGUCCCCCGGAGACCGCUGUUGACGUCCGACCACCUCGCGGAGGAAGAUAGACGGAGCAGGAAAAAGGACGCCGGACGCCGCUGGAUCUGCGCCGCGACGCAUCUGCGUAGCACGAAACCAGGAGCUGGGGAAGGCUGAAAAAGCCCGUUGCAUAAGCGUCCACCCAAAAUGCCGUUCACCUUUAACGGCAUCCUUUGCACGCUCGCGCUGCCGCUGCUGCUGUGGCGCGCGGAGGAGCUCGCGGAGGCGUGCAGCUGCGCCCCGGUGCACCCGCAACAGGCGUUCUGCAACGCCGACGUAGUGAUUCGGGCAAAGGUGGUGGGAGAGAGAGAGGUGAAUUCUGGGAAUGAUAUCUACGGGAACCCCAUCAAAAGGAUUCAAUAUGAUGUCAAACAGAUCAAGAUGUUCAAGGGACCUAACCAGGAUAUCGAGGCCGUCUUCACCGCCCCGGUGUCCGCUGUCUGUGGUGUUACCCUGGAUGUCAACGGCAAGAAGGAGUACUUGAUCUCAGGCAAGGCCGAGGCAGGUGGGCGCAUGCACGUGACCCUGUGCGAUUACAUCAUGCCCUGGGACUCUUUGAGCGCCACCCAGAAGAAGAGCCUCAGCCAGCGCUACCAGAUGGGCUGCGACUGCAAGAUUGUGCGCUGUCCCUCUCUGCCCUGUGAGAUCUCCGCUCCCGAGGAGUGUCUGUGGACGGACCUGAUGAUCGAGAAGCAGGUGCACGGUCGCCAGGCCAACCACUACGCCUGCGUGAAGAGGGCGGACGGCUCCUGCUCCUGGUACCGCGGCGUGGCGCCGCCCAAGAAGGAGUUCCUGGACGCCGAGGACCCUUAGUCACGCCGUGACGUCCCGCUGCACAGCCUGAUGGAAAAAAAAUGUAAACGAUUCAAAUGAAAAUCAAAGAAUUCGACAUCGGGCAAAAUGAUGAUUUUUUUUUUCUUAAUCUGUAAAAGGCAAAAAGCUAAUGUGACCAAAAUGACCUGCAGGUCUGAAAUUUACUUUGAGCCUCUUAUUGGUGUGGCUCAGAGGUCGUUCUCAGCCGCAGAGUCUCUGUAAAACUUAAAAUGGCAUCAUGAGACAUAGACUGGUCGAGUGAUGAUGUAACUUCCUUCUGAGGCUGGCGUCAGGAGGACAUAAAUUCUUGGAGAGACAGAGCACUUCCUGCCCCACAAAGCUCUUUAACAGCUCUGCUCCCCAUCAAUCAGUCUCACAGUCAUUCCUUAUCCCUCACGUUUCUACUUUUAUUACCUCAUUCUCAGUUUUAUUCCAAAGCAGAUUUCCAAGUUGCCUUUCUGUUUUUUUUUUCUUUUCUCUUUAAAAAAAAAUAUUGCUUCCCCUCUUAGUUACGCUUUCAUCAUCUCAUCUGCUUUAGCCUCUGAUGACAUCGCCCACAACAUGCUUUCUUUAGAAAGAGCAUGAAUCAUCUCCUCACACGGCUGAUGAUAUUUUCUGGUUUCAAAGGGUGAAAAUCUUUUCUCAUAGGGCUUUUUAGCUGAAGCCUGUGACUACCACAGGCCUCACUGGACCAGUCUAUGCUGCGUGAAGACGAGCACUCCAAAAUUAGAUCGAUGAAACUUUUCCUCACUGCCCUGCAGUGCAAUCAGAGACAUCCCUCACUCUUCCUCAUUCUUUCUCUUUAAAAAUCCAUUCUAUGUUAUGUAGCUGUACAGUAUCUAUGCAUAUACUUUUGUUGUUACUUGAUGAUUAUUAUUUACUGCAUUAGAACUAGAUUUGCACUUUUUGAGGAUGAGUUUUAGUAAAGACAAGAGCCUGAACACUCUGAUGUGACAGUAAUCAUUCAUCAAGACCGACAGAUCCACCUCAGGUGCAGAUUUCUUCUACUUUUGAGUGCUUUGGUGAUCCGUUUUCAUAAGCGUCAGCUAAUUCUUUCUGUAUUAGUCAUAAAACAUAGGGUAAUAUUUGCAGUGAAAGCUAAACUUAGUGGAUGCGUGAGAGGUUUCGAGAUAAAGGAUCUUUUUGCAGAUUUUAUGUGUGUAAGAGAAACAAGAGGAGCUUGAGGAAUGAUGUUUCAGUGUCUUUGUAUAAUCUGUUGAUUGUAAAUGCAAACAGCAGUUUCCUGAUAAUCAGAUGGUUCAUUUCAUGAGUAAUACGGUCUUCACGCGCUUAAUGUUAGCUUUGACUCGUCUUUCAAGUAAUUACAUGAAAGCUUUACCGCUGUACUAGAAAGCAAGUUAUUCAAUCAAAGUUUACAGUGCUGUUUUAUACACCUCAAGCUACAUUAACUAAAAAAAAUCUAUAUAUAAUGGAGUAUUAGAGGCAUAAUUUAAAAGUAAGCUCUUUCCAAUUUCCUUUACUUUGUAUUUUUUUUCAGUGUUAUAUUAUUAUACCUGUCAUGAUUUUUGUGUGUUUUCGCUGUGUUUGUCCCCAAUGUUUUUAGCAGUGCUGUCGAGAGGGUCCUCUUGCGCUGGAGUAACGUGAGAGGGGGCGAGAUUAGUCCUUUUCAGAGAGGUGUAGAGAAACGAGAAAUGGGUACUGUGUGUGAAUAGAGGACUGUGCAUGUGUUUGAUGCUUUAUUGUAAGUCCGGGCGAUGGACAAAAUAUUCAGUAUUAUCAAAUAAAAAAACUCAAGUUUGAAAGAG
Messenger RNA from Menidia menidia (Atlantic silverside), 2686 nucleotides. The record is from the annotation of a GenBank genome assembly. NCBI's taxonomy places the organism in Eukaryota, Metazoa, Chordata, Actinopteri, Atheriniformes, Atherinopsidae.